GCCCAUUUCAUCACCUCAGCGGUCCCAGGGAAGCAUCCGUUCCUCCAACAACGGUCGAGGUAGGGAGCAGGGUUUGGCACCCGCCCCUGGGAGUAGCCUUGUGAUGGACCGGAUGCCGUUUAACCUGGAAUAACCUAACCUAAGUCAAACGUUGAAAAAUCAAAAUGUACACGGAAAAGGUAUUGAGGGGUAUGGGCUAUAAGAUGGAGGCCAUGUUAGGUGAGGGAAGUUACUCCAAAGUUAAACUGGCUCAUUCCCAAAAGCACAAGUCUCAGGUGGCCAUAAAAGUUGUAGACCGCAAGAAAGCCCCGCACGAUUUCGUCCACAAGUUUCUUCCAAGAGAGCUUGCACUGUUGCGAACUGUAAGGCACGAGAACAUUGUUCGUGUUUAUGAAUUCAUCGAAGUUUGCAAUGGGCGGUUAUAUAUCGUCAUGGAGGCGGCGGCUACAGACCUUUUGCAAAAGGUUCAAGAGGGCAACGGUGUACCAGCAGAUGUAGCCAGGGCCAUGUUCUCCCAGAUAGUCAACGCUGUGAGUUACUUGCACCAUAAUGGAAUCGUACACCGGGACCUCAAAUGCGAGAACAUCCUACUUACUGCGGACAACCAAGUGAGGUUAACGGAUUUUGGAUUUGGGAGAUUUGCGGCUGGUUAUCCCGAUCUGAGCCAGACUUACUGUGGCUCUGCAGCCUAUGCUCCACCAGAGGUGCUCCUAGGUGUGCCUUACGACCCCAGGAAGUAUGAUGUGUGGAGUUUGGGAGUGAUUCUGUAUGUCAUGGUCACUGGAUGUAUGCCUUUCGACGACUCCAACGUCGCUGCACUGCCACUGAUCCAGCGCAAGGCCUUGGUGUACCCAGAUGAUGUUGCGGUGGAGGAGUCUGUUCGCGUCAUCGUAUCGCUUCUGUUGCAGUUCAGCCCUUCGACGCGCCCAUCAAUCAAACAGGUUUCCGAGCAGUCUUGGCUUCAACAGUCAAGAGGCGAUGGUAUCAAUCGAACGGGGUAAUUAAAACCAACUGAACCCA
Alosa sapidissima (American shad) is the source of this 1020-nucleotide messenger RNA. It is a transcript of the gene tssk6, whose product is annotated as testis-specific serine kinase 6. The coding region runs from base 165 to 1001 and encodes 278 amino acids. Gene Ontology annotation, molecular function: tau-protein kinase activity; protein serine/threonine kinase activity; ATP binding. Gene Ontology annotation, cellular component: cytoplasm. Gene Ontology annotation, biological process: intracellular signal transduction; microtubule cytoskeleton organization; protein phosphorylation. The record is from RefSeq and is a predicted model, not a curated record. The transcript has a single exon. Lineage: Eukaryota; Metazoa; Chordata; Actinopteri; Clupeiformes; Clupeidae.